AUGCUGCAGUCUGGAGGACGCUGCAUGCUGCUGGCCCAGUGCUGGACACCAGAGCUGACAAUCACUGAAUUGGUUGUGAGCCCAUGUCAGAUCCAGUGGCCCUUGCUCUCCUCAGAGCAUGCCAGUUCUAAACCAUUGUACAUAUGUGGACUGUUUUUUGCUGUCCUUGUUGACUAUGUACAUAUAUAUAAAAUGGACAUAAAGAGUUCAUGCUUUCAGAUAAAAGUAGAUGCAUAUUUAGAGCAAUUUUUAAAAAAAAGAAAUCAAAACUUCAUGAAAUCCACACCAAAGGGAAGUUAA
This is a messenger RNA of Rangifer tarandus platyrhynchus (Svalbard reindeer), 300 nucleotides long. The record is from the annotation of a GenBank genome assembly. NCBI's taxonomy places the organism in Eukaryota, Metazoa, Chordata, Mammalia, Artiodactyla, Cervidae.